AUAUCUACACAAACAGGGUAACUGGGUAACACCAAUUUGAGGAAAGUUUCAGAUCACGCUCUAAGUUUGGUGAUUUAGUUAUUCCUUACCACUGGCAACUAAAUACACCGUUUCGGAUUGUGCAAAUAUUUAAGCACAUUUUUAUUCUUACAACUGGACUUUUGGUGCGCGUCGUCUUCCUCAUUAUAUUUCAUGGUGAAAUAUAUUCUCCACACAGAACCAAGUACGGCAGGCAAAGUUGCUUCAGCGUUGCUUGUGAUGCCGUUUAAUUAGGUAACGAUUUUAAACAAAAUCUUAACUGGACCGUUUCGGGAGGAGAAGACGGGGGAAAUCACCGCUGCUCAUAACAUAACUUGUAUAAAGGUAGCGAGCACCCUAACUAUGCCUCAUGCUGGCCAGUGAGGACAUGCCCUGCAUGAGAACCUGCUCUGUGGAAGCCACAGUGAGGGCCCGCCUAUGAGCUGAACUCAGAGGAGAGGAGCGCCACCAUGUCACAGAAAAUACCAUCACCGACCCGCAGUGUUAGCAGUUCCUCCUCCAAACACGAGAGCCGACAGGACAGCUGGGAGAUUGUGGAGGGACUGCGGGGAGGACACACUAAUGUCCAAGAGCCUCAGAAGCAGGAGGGCUUUCUGCUGAAGAGGAGGAAAUGGCCCAUGAAGGGCUGGCACAAGCGAUACUUUUUCCUGGACAGAGGCAUCCUGAAGUACGGCAAGUGCCGGGCUGAUAUCGAGAAGGGAAAGCUGCACGGCUGCAUUGACGUGGGGCUCUCCGUCAUGGCUAUCAAGAAGAAGGCCAAGUGCAUUGACCUGGAUGCAGAGGAAAACAUCUACCACCUAAAGAUCAACUCUCAGGAGCUGUUUGAUGAAUGGGUCUCCAAGCUGCGGCAUCACCGACUCUUCCGUCAGAACGAGAUCGCUAUGUACCCCCACGAGAAGCCCCUCUUCUACUCCCACUUCUCCCCGGCUGUAUCGCCCAACCUGUCCGAAAACGCCACCAUGAGGAAGCGCUCCCCCCUGAGAAAGCAGUCCUCCAUCCACACAUCAAGUCCCUUCCCCAUGACCUUCAACAACCAGUCCAAGGUCGCUGCCUGGCUGCAGUCUUCUGAGGACAUGGACAAGUGCUCCAAAGAGCUCUCAGAGUGUGAAUCCUACCUGCUGGACCUCGACCAUCUCCUGAGGAGCAUGGAGGUCCUGCACCGCACCUACUCUGCCCCAGCCAUCAAUGCCCUGCAGGCAUCUACAUUUGACAGUCCUAAAAAGGAGAAGAGAGCUCCAAAAAAGUGGCGUCCCAAAAACUCUGGGAAAGAAGCUAAAACGACUCUCCAGGUUCCGAGCUGCAUUUCCUCAGGGUCCGUCCGACUUCACGCUUCCAACCCGAAUCUGUCCACCGUUGAGCUGGGCAAUGACAAGAACUACACCGAGGUUCCUGACUCACCUACCGACGUGUCCAAACUGCAGGAGGACUUCUGUCGGGUUGCUAACAACUUACAUGCCACCCUGAAGUCAACCUUCAGCUCUUUGUCCUCAGAGAGGGACAGAUUGAAACAAGUGCUGGACCAUGAGACCUGUCAGUCCUCUUCCGCCCAGAUCAUGGGACUGAAGAACACUUUGACCUCGGCCAUAGCCCAAAACUCAGAACUGAGGGAGCGUCUUUCCAAGAUUCACGCUGAGUCAUGCAUCGUAGAGCCCACUGUUGUUAUAAAUCUCAGCACAUCCCCCCUGCAGAAACAAGACUCCACAGAUGGGUCCCGCCCCCUUGUCCAUCAGGCAUCCAAUGAGAGCAGAGCUUCCAUCACAGAGUCACUGUCAGAGUUCUUUGAUGCACAGGAAGUCUUGUUGUCAGCCAGUUCCUCUGAGAACGAGGCCUCUGACGAUGACUCAUACAUCAGUGACAUCAGUGACAAUGUCUCUGUGGACACCUUCACCAAUGAGGUGGAGAGUGAAAGAGCCAACUCAGGGUAUGUGGAGAAUGGCGCCCUCCAGAAGAGACGCAGGUCCUGCCUGCCUGCCCCCAGCCCCAACACCAACAGCAUCAGCCUGUGGAACAUCCUGAAGAACAACAUUGGGAAGGACCUGUCUAAGGUGGCCAUGCCCGUGCAGCUGAACGAGCCACUCAACACCCUGCAGAGGCUGUGUGAGGAGCUGGAGUACAGCGAGCUGCUGGACCGGGCCGCCAGCACACAGGACCCCUUCCUGAGGAUGGCAUACAUUGCCACAUUUGCAGCCUCAGGGUAUGCGUCCAGUUAUUACAGAGCUGGGGGGAAGCCCUUUAACCCAGUCCUUGGAGAGACAUAUGAGUGUGACCGCACGGACAAGGGCUUCCGCUUCAUUGCAGAACAGGUCAGCCAUCAUCCCCCCGUAUCAGCAUGUCAUGCAGAGUCCAAAAACUUCAUCUUCUGCCAAGACAUGCGGUGGAAGAACAAGUUUUGGGGGAAGUCAAUGGAGAUUGUCCCCAUUGGCACAACCCACGUGUCUUUGCCAGGUUUUGGGGACCACUAUGAGUGGAACAAGGUUACCUCCUGCAUCCACAACAUCUUGAGUGGCCAGCGGUGGAUUGAGCACUACGGAGAGAUCUCCAUCAAGAACACCAGCAGUGAUAUCUGCCAGUGCAAGGUCACCUUUGUCAAGGCGAAGUACUGGAACUCGAGUGUGAAUGAAGUGGAAGGCGUGAUCACUGAUCAGAAGGGGAAGGUCAUUCACACGCUAUUUGGGAAGUGGCAUGAAGGAAUGUAUUGCGGGGACCCGCCCUCUGCUACAUGCAUCUGGAGAGCAAAUGCAAUGCCUGCAGAUCACGAACAGUACUAUGGUUUUACCAAGUUUGCCACUGAGCUUAAUGAGCUGGACCCAGCAGAGAAACCGCUACUGCCCCCUACUGACACCCGACUGAGACUGGACCAGAGAUUGCUGGAGGAGGGUAAUGUGGACUCAGCGGAGGUGCAGAAGCAGAGGGUCGAACAACUUCAGAGAGAAAGGAGGAGGGUCCUGGAGGAGAACAGCAUGACGCACCAACCCCGAUUCUUCAAGAAGUCGAAGGACGACACGUGGGUGAGCAACGACACAUACUGGGACUUGAGAAAAGAACCGGGCUUCACCAACAUGGACUGGCCCGUGCUGUGGUGACCUGGUCAGGCGGAGAGUGGUCUGCGGCCCGCCUGCUUCCAUUGGGACGGUGCCUGGUUCGGAGACCCACAGCCCUGCCCUCUGACCGACUCAUCCGCUCGCUCCAUGCUCCCUGUGCAGCUUGACUGCCCCUUUGCUCUCCAUAGUAGUCUGUUUUUCCUGCAGCUCAUCCUGUUUAAGGCCUUAAUGCAAAGUGCUUAUGGAACUUGUGUAGCAUUUGUAUGCAAACGUGUCCUGAAUGUCAAGAAAAUAUGCAAGCUGGGCUCUGCCUGACACUACUUUCACUGUGCACUGAACGUAGCACACGGAGAAGUGGACUGAAGCAUCGCGUCGGUACUGAGGGAGGCAUGGCUCCUCCUCCUUAAACUGCUGGUCCGCACUAAAACCUGGUUGUCUUCACAUACUAUACUGCACAUUGUAUAAUACUGUCUUAUUGCCUGAUAUUUUCUACCUCCCAUGUGAAAUGGCAUACAAAUGAUGCUGACACUGAAAUGCGUAUGUACCACAAGAAUCAGCACCUGUCCGAUGCCUUACCAGUUACAUAUAGGAUACCAAGUUUUAAUUCAACCAGGUUAAAACCUUAAAUUGCUUUUAUUAAAAAUGAUGUACUAUAUUUGAAUUUAUAUGAGUAACAGGGAGCACGAGUGAUAUCUUUGAAGAUUCUUAAGGAACAUUCAUAUCAUGCAACAUCUCUGUGGACUUUCUGCAAGCAUCAAAAUUGGACUCAGAUUGUUUUUUUUUUUACUACUAUACUCCUCUAACAUAUGUAUGUCAAAAUGUGUGUGUGCCGUACACAGCUGACCUAUGUUCUGUGUAUCAUGCUAUCCGAAUAAUGGCCAUGAUCUUUCAAUGACUCCACUGGUGUAUAUCAAUGACAUAAAAUACUUAAUUAAUAUAAAGACCCAGGGGUUGUUACAGCAGUGAUUCCUUUCUACUGGGGUGUGGCAAAUGAGUUUACCACACCCUGUAGUGAUCCAAUAAACGUAUUAUAUUGACUGUU
Conger conger (European conger) is the source of this 4122-nucleotide messenger RNA. It is a transcript of the gene osbpl3b, whose product is annotated as oxysterol binding protein-like 3b. Gene Ontology annotation, molecular function: cholesterol binding. The coding region runs from base 489 to 3122 and encodes 877 amino acids. The transcript is spliced from 23 exons. Gene Ontology annotation, cellular component: intracellular membrane-bounded organelle; plasma membrane; cytosol. The record is from RefSeq and is a predicted model, not a curated record. NCBI's taxonomy places the organism in Eukaryota, Metazoa, Chordata, Actinopteri, Anguilliformes, Congridae.